Aspergillus viridinutans is the source of this 582-nucleotide messenger RNA. Its product is annotated as 2EXR domain-containing protein. The record is from RefSeq and is a predicted model, not a curated record. The coding region runs from base 1 to 582 and encodes 193 amino acids. The transcript has a single exon. Lineage: Eukaryota; Fungi; Ascomycota; Eurotiomycetes; Eurotiales; Aspergillaceae.
AUGACCGCGUUCCACCGUUUCCCCCAUCUCCCCUUUGAGCUUCGUGCUCGAAUUUGGGAGUUGACAGUCGAGCCGCGUACUGUCGAGGUGCGUGAAAAGAGAGAGUAUGGGUCAUGGGGCAAGCUUUUACAUGUGACCUCAUCAACACCAGUGCCUGCGGUCCUUCAGGCCUGCCAUGAAGCCCGAAAUCAGGGGCUGUACCAGAAGGCCUUUAAUUUUUCUGCAGGGGUUGAGCCGCGGUAUGUCUGGGUUAAUUUUGAGAUUGACAUGAUCUCAAUCGGAGGUACCUAUUUCGACACGAUUGAACCGGCUGAACAACAGCUGAUUCGCCGGCUCACUAUUCAGCGCGAGAAUACAGACUCCUUUUUUUACUCUGAGUCCCAGGAGCUACAUUUGUAUUCUAAUCUAGAGGAAAUACAUGUUAUCUGCGAGGAUGGCCUGCUGGCAUGGCAAGACUGCUGGGAAUAUUGUCCCUGGCCAUGUCCAAAAGAGAAUCUGAGGUUCAUUGACAAGGAGACUGGGCAGAUUGCGGUUGGCGAGGACCUGGAUAGGAUGGCAGAUGAAUGGAUGGCAACUUGGUGA